Synchiropus splendidus (mandarinfish) is the source of this 2386-nucleotide messenger RNA. It is a transcript of the gene cln6b, whose product is annotated as CLN6 transmembrane ER protein b. The transcript has 6 exons. The coding region runs from base 605 to 1420 and encodes 271 amino acids. The record is from RefSeq and is a predicted model, not a curated record. NCBI's taxonomy places the organism in Eukaryota, Metazoa, Chordata, Actinopteri, Syngnathiformes, Callionymidae.
CUCGCCUUCACCUCAGGCCAACCUGCUUCCUCCAGAUGCUCAGUUCCAUCUGGAUCUCUGGCUGGGCUUCACAGUCCAAAACUAUUUUUUGGAUGUUGGUCAUACUAUUUUAAUGGUAAGAAAGAUGUGCUUUUGUUGCGAUUGGAUUGGUGUUGAAGCUAAAACAUUGCAUGCCUUUUGCUAAUCUAAUUUUUUCUGCCCCCUUGCAAUUUUAAUUUCAAAUAUCACAAGAGUCUCAGACAGAGCUGCUCCACCCCCAAAACCAGUCGCCCCCCAGGUGGAAACAAGCAAGGCAAUGAAGGAAGCAUCACCCUCUCUUUUCUCUUCAGUGGGCUCAAUUAGCACGUCUAUUGGUGGUGCAAGUCUCCCUCCGUGUGUGUGAUUUUGGGUGGAGGGGCAUGUAUCUUAAUCUUAAUGGGUCGGGUGUGUCCUAUUUGCACCAAAACCUUCCUUUCAAACAAAGGAGGCUUGCUCAUCGGUUUGUCACCACCUUGUCUCGCCCACAGUCCUGUUGCCAUUUUACAGAUUCAUUCUUGUUUGAAUACAAAGAAAUUUAGUGUACACAAAAUGAAGAAAGGAAUCGAGUAGCUGGAGCAAUUGAGAGAUGUGUAGCAAUACAGGAAUAAAGUCUAACCUUUCACUUUGUCAGCUUACCUUCCCUCAAGAGUGGAUAUCACUGAAUCGUCCUGGUGCCGCUGAGUAUCUCUACAUCAUGUUCAUCUUCAGUUCACCACUUAUGCUUCUGCAGCUACUGAGACGAAGCCCCAGAUCAAUGCCCAGCCUGGCAGUCCACCUUGGAGUCAUUGCAGUUGUCAUGGGAACCAGCUUACACCUUGUGGUUGACUCCGUGGUGCAUCGACUUCUUUCAUCAGGUUACCAACUGCAUCUGGCCAUAAAUGAAAACCCUCUUCUGAAGAUGACAAAGCUUCCAUCGCUGGUUGGCAUAAUUGAAAUGCUAUUUUUCUUUGACCAGACCGUCGGUCAUCUAUUAUGGUGUGUUCCUCUCUUCCUUGCAUUGUUUUUGUACUUUGGCGGAUGCUUCUGUCAUAAGAAGAAAAGGAGGAACAUCUCAGCAGCAGCGUGGAUGCUGUCAGUUCCCAGUGCAGUCUACUUCUGGUUCCUGAUCACAGAGAGACAGACCUUUAUCCUUUUCACCUUCACCUUCUUCGCCAUGGCCGCCACAGUGAUGCACCAAAGAAGACGAGGCAUGGUUCCUAAUAGCAACGGCCUCUUAAUGCUCUCCAGCUUCUCCACAGCUUUCAUCAUGGUGGGGAUUUGGAUCAUUUGUUUGUGGAACAAUGAGGUUCUCAGGAGGAGACAUCCAGGACUGAUCUACUUGCCGCAGCCUAGCGUGGUAUACUCACUGCACCAGCAAGACGUGCCACCUCAGUCUCACACAAGUCAGCCUGUGCCAGGCUAGAUCCACGAAGAGGACAUGAGCGACGUGAAAGGUCAACCUCACCCAGUUCCUAUGUGCUUUAGCAGCACAACAGGUUUCGUUAUUAUGCAAAAUUAUAUAAGUCAAUGUUCUCAUUUUGAGUAGGUGCUACAGCUUACCAGAUCGGUUGCAUGUGUUUUUUAUUUAUUUAUUAUUUAAUGUUGACCUAUUAUCCACAUUUUGGGACACCGCUCACACCAUCUUGUUGUGAUUUAACAGCAUAAAUCUGUAACAACUUCCUCUCAGAAAAAAAACAAUAAUAAAAAAAAUGCAUAUCUUUAGACUUCAGUGUGUUUAGAGUAUGUACAAUAAAAUUACAAUAUAACUCUAGCCACACCUCAAGAGGUCACCUGACUGUCUGAGAAUCCUCAGCCACAGGUGUAUCUGCGUUUGUACAUUAUUUUUAAGUAAUGUUGAUAACUAAUUUUAUGUAUUGAAAAGUCACUUCAACAACCAAGAUAGACGCUUAUUCACCCUUAUAUUUCAUGUCUUGUGUUUCCUGGUUUAUUUUCAAACCACUAACCUUUGUUUCAGAGGUGUUUGCGUUCUUCCCUCACAUAUUUAAUGCCAUUGCUACACUCUCACCCAUCUCCUGUACUGCCUCUUUGUUGUCUUCUGUUCAACAGUCAUGCUGCUUCCCGUGUCACAAUUGUCUCAGUCUGAUCCUCGCCUGUCUCGACUCUUCUUUUGACUCCCAGGUCUUGAAUAUAUCUCUGAAUGUUUUUCUGAUUUCUUUGGUAUCUACAUUGGUACUGGGUUUGUGUUUGCAUUUCAGUUGUGUAAGUAAAACAGAAUAAAAACCCUUCUAACAAUGUAAUAUAAUCCCAUCACAUGGCUGAAUGAGAUUUUUGGCAUGAAGUUUGUGAAGCAGGUAGCUCUGUUCUGUUCAGUGCUUUAGUUUGCCUCCAGGAGCUGAAUGACUCAGCUGGACCAUGAAAAAUCAACAAG